Molecule: messenger RNA, 594 nt
Organism: Penicillium antarcticum
Lineage: Eukaryota; Fungi; Ascomycota; Eurotiomycetes; Eurotiales; Aspergillaceae
Exons: 3
Coding region: 1-594 (197 amino acids)
Source: RefSeq, a predicted model, not a curated record
AUGGUCAAAAUUGUAUCGCCGUGUAUGUCCGAUAAUCAACUUCGUCAACAACAUGCGGACGGCAGACAAAUAGAGACAUCUGGCCCCAAUAGUCAACGUGAUUCAACUCAAGGCGACUCGGAACUGGGGACUAAAUUUUUGAAGAGGGAAUUUGGCUAUCUCGCAACAUUUCCAUUUUCAGUCAGCAUCAGUGGUCUAUUCGCCACAUGCAUGACUACCAUGUUUUGUCCACGGAAGGUGGGAGGGAGUAGUGCUGUAGUAUGGUGCCGGGUGAUAUCUGGCGCUAGUUACAUGUGUAUUGCGCUUGAGUUUCCAUUUCGCUGUCCAGAUCAGUGCUCGGUAGCUAAACUGUUGUCCGCAUACCCAACCUCGGGUGGUUUGUACUUCACAACCUCCCGACUCGCAUUUGAAAUCUGGCCCCUUUAUAGGCUGAUAAAUCCCCGUGUCUUGAAGAUAUUCUUUGCUUAUAAUUGUAGGCUGACAGGAUGGCUUGAUCUUCCUGGUCGGAUUGCUAGUGUGGCGUCCUCGGAAUACAGCGCAGCCGAAAUGUUACUCGCCGCAGUGGAUGAGCAGGGACUUCAACUAUACGAUUGA